GUAGACUGUUAGUUCACAGUUAACAGAACUCUUCUACUGUUCCAUCCUCUCUGAGAUUAUCGGGAUGUAGUUUUAUGUGAAAAGACAUUUGAGUUCUAUUACACUAUCAAAAUGAAUAAGUCUGCUGCAGUAGACAAAGAAGGGAGGGUGAAGAAGACAGCCAAGUCAAGUGCUGGUCCAGCGUUCGUUCCAAUGGAGAAAGCAAGUGAUAUGGCCCAAGUAUUAGACCUCUCUCCGCUGCAGGAAAAGGAGCGAAUAAAGCAAAGGGCAAAGAAAAAUGCUAAAGCUCCAUAUAAAGAAGACAAGAGGCAAUCUCAAGAGCUGCAGGUUUCAGAACAGAUUAACCCAGCACCAGUUCAAAUGACACAAAUGAUGAUACCAUCCAGCGUUCAAAUGACAAAUAUGAUGAUACCAUCACCAUCGCUCCCUGAAACUAUUCCCAAGCAAGAUCCAUUUUCACUCAGCCAGCAACAAAAGGCUAUCCCAUCCCCCUCGGUUCCAAAGCUGUCUAAUACUGACUUGCUCCUAAAGAAGAAAGCAGUCCAAAAGUCGCCCUAUAUUGAUUCAGGAAUGAGAGAAACACAUAUUGCGGAGAUGCGAGAAUAUCAAAGUCGGAUCGUGGACCUUGCACAGAGUCAGGCCAAGGGACAACCAGUGCCUCAGAAUCUUGAUCUGGAUGGUGUGCUAGAAAAGGAUAGGAGACUCUCUCUGCAAGCAACAAAUGCUCCCACUAUGACUGAUAUUGCAAAACUGAAACCAACUUCCAUGAACAUCCGUUCACUCAAACCGUAUUUGAAACCAAAGUGUGGACUUCCCCUAUUCACUGGAAAGGAUAUUUUGGCACAAACGGUCACAAACCAAAGACUUGGUUCACUGAGUUUUGCAGGGCUUGACCUGCUGACAGACCUUUUCUUCAAGAUUCUCCUUGAUCACAACGUCAUGCUUCCUCAUCUCACCCGCUUCAUUGGUUCAGGUGCUGUCCAUGUAUCGGACAAAGGAAUACGGUGGUUAGUUCAGUUAACCGGGAAGCUCCAAGAGGUGAAGUUCACUGGUUGCAAGAAAAUCACAUCAUGCGGCCUGGCAUUGUUGUUGCAUUCACAGACGAGUAUAGAAGACAUUGACCUGUGCUUGUCUGGAGUCACCAUGGUCCCACCUAUAUGGGGGAAGCCCGAUUCACAUGUCAAACUGAAGCUGGAUGGAUGUCCUCUCAUAUGUCCAUCUCUCACAAAAUUUGUUGAUCAUUACAUACCAAACCAGGAUCAGUACCAAGUCAAUGAAAAGGACAUUCUGCCCUUGAAACAACGCAAAGUGGUGAUUCUUAGUGGCAACGAUUGUGACUUCAACCUUGGUAAAUACAUCAAGGGUGAAAGUGGCACCUUCCAACCCUGGCCGGUUACAGUAUGCACCAAUGUGCCAUUCGGUGAGAACUACAUAUUCAACCUCUACGAGAUUAACAGGAAACAGGUUGUAAUGGAUUUAUUCAUCAGUGAAGGCUCGAUUGUGCUUAUUCCAUUCUUCCUUGACCAGUGUGACAAAGAGCACUUCAAGUCCAUGGCUACCAAAUUAGCUAAGAGAAUCACCAAUGUUGUGGCAAAGGUAGAACAUACUCUUCCCGUCUUGGUUGGUCUCCACUCCAACAAGAUGAAGCAGGAUGAAGCCAUGACCCUAAUCAAGGACAUGCAGUGUGAGGUCAAGAACGCAGUGUGGAAGAAGGCUGAUGCCCUCGAAAGGCGAUUCAAAGUGAUGACCAAACGGAAAUGGAUUGUGGACAACUACGACAUGGAGGGCCUGCUCUACACCAGUCAAGCAGCUUGCGUGGUUGACAGAAUACAAAAGGUUCCAAUCUUUUGGGAAGUGAUCAACAUUGACAAAAGGAUUGAUCCGUCCACAAGUUUCAAGGAUGCAUUGUUUGCCGCUGAAAACUUUGUCUGGAUGUCGUAUACCACUCCUGAAACCCAAGAGGUUGAGAAUAAACUUCUCGAAAAGGUGGAGUGGAUCCAGCCAUUCUCGGAGAUUUCGAAACGGGCAGAUGAGGUCGCUAUGAAGAAUGGGUUUCACUUGUCGCACAUGACGCAACCAGUUGUAAAGAAAAUAGCUGAAGAGUUGCAUCGCAGGGGUUCAGUUAUGUACUUUUCCAAUCUGGAGGAGGAACUGUUCGUGACUGACACACAUUGGUUCGUGAAGUUGCUGGCAGUGAUCUUUCGCCCACCUCCACCCAGUGACAGCCUUGCUAGACAGAUCAGGUUCAUCGGCACGGAUCAGUUGAUGUGGACAGAGAACGCGCUUCGAAAAUCGUUGGUGUCUGUCAGUGUCACACUUGCAGGGAAACUAACUGAUGAGCAGCAGUUACUGAUCAUCGAACUGCUCACAUCCAUUGGUGCAUUGAUAGAAGUCCAGGUGGAUCGUUUCACUAAGGAUGACCCGUCUACAGUCUUCCUGGUUGGCGAUCUUCUCCCUGAUGAACCCUGUAUUGAAAGGGAAAAGCUUUGGGAGGAGGAAAAGCCUGAGUUCUGUGUUCAACGCGACAAGCAUUACCAGUUCUCACCAGAGCUUCCAAUGUCCCUAUUACCAAGUUUCAUGCAGCGGGUCGCCAAGAUCUACAAAUUUACCCUACUCUGGAAGCGUGGGUUCUUGAUUAGGCGUGGAGGGGUGGAUCUGUUGAUGGAACAGCAUGAGGAUGAAGAUGGAGAUCCUGUCAUUGUGUUCAGUUGUCGUACAGAGUUCCAUCGCACUGAAUCCGUCCGAUGUCGUAUGCAGUGUCUGUGGUCACUUCUGAAUACUGUCACAACCAUCAUGGACUACACAAUAAAGAUGAUUGGUGCUUUUGCAAAUGUGAUUGUUCCUUGUCCAACAUGUCACAGUGAUAAGAGCAACAAAAAGAUUGUAAAGGACAAUGACGUCUAUCGUUACUUUGUGCACAUUAGCAAGGCAAGCUCGGGCAAAGGCAUGAAGUGUAACAGCCGGAAGUACAAAUGUUCAGAGUUGCCAAACUACUCCAGGAACGUAGAGCAGAUUGUUGGGCCAGAAAACCUCUACAAUUUAGUACCAAAGCAUCUGGCCUCCAAUCUGGCUUCCACUGAGGAUACUCUCCCUGACUUCAACCGAUGUGCCAUGUGUGAGCAAUGCAUUGUCAGUGGAAGGAAGUGUGCGUCGUAUGGGUUGCCUGCUAGGACUGUAAGACACUGCGAGUGCAAGUCUGUUCCUCUUCAGCAUCCGUGCCCAAGUUGUGGGGUCUGUACCAAAUGCACACAAUUCUUGAUGGAAAUGACUUUCACUCUGAUGCCUGUCUCGUUUGGUGAGUCCAAGUGGCGACCACAUGGCAGAAAAGGCAAAAAAGCUGAGCAAGACUAUGUGUUCAAUCCAAAGACAAGCUGGUUGAAUAUCGCCAAGAAUAAUCUGUACGUUGUUGAAAAUAUUGCCUUCUGCCCAGAGAGAUUCAACUUUCUUGACCUGAGAGUCUACAAAGGGAACCAGAUGUCCAUUGGUGUUUUAGGGGAAGACAUGCAACCACUGAUAGCGUACAACUUGAACCGGGGAUGUUUUGGCAGAGACUGGGUGUUCAAUGCGGCCCGUAUAGCUUCUGAUGAGGCAUGGAAGGGUGGAGUAUCUCCUGAGGUCUCUGUCAAGGUCAGACAUGUCACCCCCAAGGACAACCAGCCUCGGCAGCCAGGUGUGUCAUUAGUUGCUGUGGAAUUCUACAAGACUGGAGUCAAGAUCUGGACUGAAUAUCUCCAAGACAACGGCAAACUGAGACUAGCACUACACGGAGAAGGUCCUUGCAAUAUGAUUGCUCAGACACCCACUCUGUGGAUGGAGCCGCCCCUUGAUGCUGACCACCCAGAUCUGGCAUCCGGCAAUUUCUUCGUUGAAAUUGAAAAGGAAGACAACAAGGACAAGUUGGUGCUUGCUUCAGUGACUUCUGUGUCGGUGGACGGUUAUACACUCGAAACAGAUGAAGGAGAGAAGACCAUUCCAAAGAAUGACCCCCGACUGCAUCCACUUGGGUAUUCCUUUGCCAGUGGGACUGACCGUGUCCUAUAUCUUUCACCAAAACUUGAAAAAGGAUCAACUGUGCCAGUGCCAACAACUACGCGUACCAAGAGGCAGAGAUUGGGCAGCAAAACAGCAGCUAUGGUGCCUCAUGUCACGUGUGUUGAGUCCCUGAACAAAAUGAUUGAUGACAAGCCAUACAAGGCCCUACCGAUGUGGUUCUUCACUCCAGAGCAGCGCACAGGAUGGGAGCCGUCUUACUGUGACUUGUAUAACUGCACCAGAUGGAACACAUCACCUGAAGCUCUUCUUUGUGCUUUUACGAGAUCGCGAGCCAAACAUGAGGAGGAAUUGAUGGAUUUGAUUGAUGCUCAACACUCUGGUGAGCCUGUUGCGGCCAUGGUGCUGAUGCCAAGGAAAAUGGACCAAGAAAUGCUGACAUUCCAGUCAAAACCAUUGUUCCAGCUGGAAAAGAACUAUCAGGUGCUGCAUCUGUGCACAAGUCGCCAGGAAAAAUCCAACAUCCACUUGAUAAAUACCAAAGGUCUGAGCUUGCGCAAGGUUCACCGAACCUAUGUUGAGACAAUGAUAGCCACUCAGACGUUCCUUGGGCUGGGCUCGAGGAUGGAGCUUCCUGGUUAUGACAAGAUGCUGAGGAUGCACAAGGAUUUCAAUCUCAGGGAUGAACAGGUUGUGUACUACUUCAAUGAACUACUCCAGUCAGUGACGUCAGUCCUAAUGAUCUACUUUGUGGAUUGCAAGUUGGCCAACCGUGGAGAAAACCUCAUGGCAAGUGAGAAGCUAGUACACGAGUUCAUUGAACACAAAGAAAAGCAUCUGGAUUGGAGUGGCGAUGCAACCAUGUGUCCAGCUCACAUUCUGCAGAUGUCCUACGACCCAUCCCAGCUGGAGAACUCACCGAAACUGAAGCCAUACAUCAAAUUCCUCAAGACAGUCGAGUGCAAUCCAUCAAUUGAGCACUUGCCGCAAGAUUUUUUCAAUGAUUUACAAGGCUUGGAAGAAUUCAGUGCGAAUAAAUCUCAUCUGCGUGAGCUUCCCCAAGGGCUGGACAAGUGCGCUCACUUGACAAAGUUGGAAUUUUCCGGGACGAAUCUCACGACGCUGCCGACGGAUAUGAAGCAACUGAAGGGCCGUCUGCUGCACCUUGAUAUAAGCAUGACCAAUAUUACGGCGAUCCCCGAUGUUGUUUUUGAGUUAGUGUCCCUCGAGACCCUGAUCGCCGAUAACCUUCACCUGGCAACAUUGUCGGAAAGUCUCAAGAACUUGUCGAACCUCCUCCACCUGUCCCUGAAGGGCGCAGUGUUAAGUGGGCUACCCAAGGCCAUCACUAAGCUGAAGAAGCUCGAGAGGUUGGAGCUUGCCGGCAUACCGUGGUUAGAUGUCAAACCGGGUCACUUUAUCACAGAGCAGGCGUUUAGGGAAUACCUGCGGAGCAUUAAUGACGAGAAUCAACAGGUUCUCGCCGAUAUUGUGCCAAGAUUUGACAAAUUUGUCUCUGUCAUUGAUGAGAAGGAAGCAGGGAAACUGAAUGCGGAGCUGUUCCGAGUUUUCACCAGAUUUGGCUUUCAUGGAGAUUACCAACCUGUUGAAGACCGUGCAGGAGGCUUCCCGCCUGAGAUCUUUGAACUUGAGAACCUGACAUACCUCGACCUAUCCUACCAGGGUGUCGUCUUUGUCCCUGAAGAUAUCAGCAGGCUGACCAAGUUAAAAACCCUGCUCCUGAACGACAACCCUUACUUGACUCUACUGCCUGGUGCCGUUGGAAAUCUACCCCUGGAAAGGCUUGCAAUUGAUGACUGCCCAUCCCUGAAGACCCCACCACCUGAGAUCUGUUCCAAAGGGUUCAUGGCUCUGAUGGGCUACUUGCGACGUCUGGUUGCUGGUUCUGUGGCAUGUAAGAGGACCAAAUUGAUGAUCGUUGGGCUUGGUGGAGCCGGAAAAACGAGCCUUGUAAAAGCCUUGUUGAGUGGAGAGAACAAAUGUCAUAUUGAGUCUGGUGAGGCAAUCACUGAUGGCAUUGAUAUUCACUCCUGGCCAUUAACAAUGAAAAAUGACACUGUCACCUUCAGUGUGUGGGACUUUGCCGGCCAGACCGUCUACUACAACACACAUCAGUUCUUCCUGUCCAACAGAGCAGUCUACCUCUUGUUGUGGAACAUCCGUCUUGGCUACGAGCACGCUGGCUUAGAUUUCUGGUUGAGUUCAAUCUCAGUCCAUUCGCCGCAAGCACCUAUCAUCAUUGUGGGCACACACUUGGAUCAGGUGUCCAACUACGUUAUCCCACAAAUCGAGCUGAAGAAGCGGUACCCCCAGAUCGUUGGCUUCCAUUUCAUCAGCACUUGGUCGGGGCAGGGCGUGCGUGAGCUCCAGCAGAAACUCUUCUCUGUUUCCAUCCAACAGAAGUACAUGGGAGAGAAAAUACCAGAGGUCUGGCUCAGAUUUGAGGAAAAAAUACUUAGCCACCGUACCAAGUCUGAUGUUGUGAGCUACUCAGAUGUGGAAACGAUUGCAACUGAUAGUGGCAUAUUUGACAGUCUAGAGACAAGCCAAGCUGUGCGUUUCCUCCAUGACCUGGGCACCGUCCAGCACUUCGAUAAUCAAUUCCUCCGUGACAAGGUGGUGGUCAAUCCCCAGUGGAUUGUGGACGUCAUGGCCUGUGUUGUCUCAGUGAAGGAUUCACCAAUCAAGGAGGGAAAGUUCAAACAUUCAGACAUUGCCAAAGUAUGGAAAGACUUUCCAGAAGAAUACCAUGAAUGGCUACUCAGACUUACGGAAAAGUUUGACCUGACCUUUCCCCUGCCAGAGAAGGCCUUAAACCUGGUGCCCUGCCUUUUGCCUGAGACCGAACCAGAGAUAUCAUGGCCAAGCAUUGACAGAAAGAAGGGCAGACGUGAAACCAAGAUGGAGUACAAGUUUGAGUACCUUCCUGUUGGCCUGUUCAAUCGUGGCCAAGUGCGACUGUACGAGUACUCAGAUAGCUCUUUCAUCUGGAAGAGAGGCUCCGUCUUGAAGAAGAACGGUCACGUGGCUUUGAUCAUGCAGACCAGGGACAACAAACUACUACUGAAGUGCCAUGGUCCACGUCCUGAGAACAUCCUCUUCAUGAUCCAUGAAGUGUUCGAGACGCUCAUUCAGGAGUCAUUCCAGGGGGUUCAGUAUGAUUUCAGGGUGCCUUGUGGAGAGUGCAUGAAUAUGGCGCGUGACCCUUACAUGUUCAAGGGAUCAACAAUCAGGAGGGCCACAGGUCUGAAAACACCCUUCUUACAGUGUGUCAAGAACUUCCAUAUAAUCUCUCUGACAGACCUGAACGGUAUAUGUCCCCCAGAUGACAGCCAGGACUAUGACCUACACCUAAAGAAUACAGUUCAGAGUUUGACCGACCUCAGAUUGGAUCUCAGUGCUGAUAUCUUCAUCUCCUAUUGUUCUGAAGACCUUCCAAACAGUGAUGGAAAAAUGGUGGACCCAAGAGAUGUCAGGAACAGUUUAGUGGCUGCAGGUUACAAAUGCUGGUUCGAAGAAAACACUGAAAAGGAUGUCCUAGAAGAAAGGAUGCUGGCUUUGAGAGACGCCAAGAUUUUCCUGUGUAUGAUCUCCAACAACUACACAAAGGAUCCAGACUGUUGCAACUCGUUCAAGUUUGCCCGGACUGUUCUAAGGAAGCCCAUGGUCAUUGUGCUGGUCGGGCAACGGGGCGUGCACACUUGGAAAGAGAGUGCUCUCGGGAUGCUCAUAUCAGAUGAGAUAUACAUCAACAUGCAGAGAGUUGAACACAAUGAAGAGAAGACAAGAGAGCUGUUGAAGACUUUGUCAGAUCGCCUGUCCGCUUCCGCCAAAAAGCAGGACAAUCCGCCUUGUUUCUUCAGUUACUGUUGGAAGAACUCGCAAAGGGCUAUCAAGCUUGGCCUAGAGUCAGUUCCAGGGGCUGUUGGAUUUGGUGAUCCAAGAGAACUGAAGGACUACCUCCAGAAUAAUGGCAUCAAUUCAUGGCUUGAUAUUGAAAGAGCAGGAUCAGUCCAUGGUGGAUUAUUUGAGGACAUCGCUGAAGGUCUGCGAGAUUCGCAAGUCAUCGUGGCGUGUGUCUCGAACGAGUACGCCAGUUCACUCAGCUGUCAGAUGGAGUUCAGAUUCGCUGCCAGGGCCCUCAACCUACCCAUCAUUGUUGCCGUUGUUGGUACAGGGCAGCAAUGGAGGGCCACCGAGGUUGGCAUGCUGUCUCUCGACUAUGACCAGAUCAACUUCCAAGAGCCCACGAAAACUGGUCACGAAAAGCUGUUGCAGAUUGUCAAGACGUACGUCAAGCCAAAGGCUGUUGACGGCCGGGAGACGAAGAAGAAAAAGGAUGCUGAAAAUGAUGAUGAGAAAAAGGCUUCAUAUCAGGAGCUAUUUGAGCUUGCACAGAGAAAAUUCCUGCGGCAGAUCUCAACAUAUGCGGACAUAUUUGAGCUCCACCCUUUCCCACGGCUUGUGAUUGUGGACUUCGCUGAACCAGAGGAAGUUGAAGAAGAAAAACCAGCGUCGGGCGAGAAAGUUGAAGAAACUGCUAAACUCAUUGAGGUAGCCAAACCUACCGCCAAGCCAAGGAUAAAGGAUGAAGUGUUUGGAAGUAACGCAUCCAUUGACAGAUUGAGCGACCGUGAUAUUGACCAUUCGCGUGAUCAUGAUAAGGACGAUACGUCGUCUAGUUCCCGUUCGCAGAAAAAACAGAGAAAACGCCGCCAGCUGACUCGAAGGAAUCUGAGCAGUGUUGCUCAAAUACUGACAUUCCUGAGGAGGAAGUUCUGCUAUAAGAUUCUGUGUGAAAAUGAGCAGGGCUGGCAUCUGGUUGGAGACCCCAUACCAGUCUCAUCCCAUUUUGGCGAGUCACAGCUCACCCAUUAUGCGCCAUAUCUUGCUAGGAUCCUGGCAGUUAUCAAGCAUAGCUCGAAAAUACAGCUCAACUGUAUUGGGGGUGAGCAGGGGGAGGCAUUCAUUAAAUGGCUUGAAGAGACAACUAUGAGCCACACCAGUUCGGACUUCAAAGCUGCCUUUCAGACGUUGAGAAGAGAUGCCGGAAAAGCUGAUCACGGGAAAUCGGCAAAUAAUCUCGCAAGAUGUCUGACGACCUCAGGCAAGGUGUUCUGGAUGUGCAAUUCCCAGCACGACAAGUCACGCAUGACCGUCCUCACAGAUACUGCUGCCCCAAUAUCUGUACCUGCAGACCAUAGCGCCGCAAUGGAAAAUUACAUGCUCAAUCACAUGAGGCCUCUAAAGGACUGGGAGCAGCUAGCUGAGAAGUAUCUUCCCAAGGAUGUGACUUACCUUAGUCCAGACAAAUCCACUGAGGGGAAAGGAGAAACAGAAAAACGAGACACACAACCAGAGGUGACGGACAAGCUUCAACAGGGCACAGCCACGACGGGGAGUGGGGUGCCACUACAGGGUAAAACGACAUUGGGCAUCGAGGGGAAAAAGGAGGAGUCGGCCACAGGGAGUAAGAAGCCUGGGGAGUCGGUCAAAGGGAGUAGGACAUCCCUGCAAGGAAAAACAGAAAGAAAGCGAAAAGAAACAGAUUUAAAAGCUGCAGCAAUGGGAAGUAGUGCCUCGAUUCGGUCGGUAACGAAAACGGAACAUCCGGUUCCAAGCAGUAGUACUGAGAUCAAAGCCGAGGGGAAAGAGCGGCCAGAGUUUCAUGCCAGGAGUAAGUUCAAGGCUGCGGGUUAUGCUGCUCAAGCGUCAGUCAAAGCUGCAAAUUAUCAGAAGGGGAGCAAGGCUUGUGUAAUUUUGUAAAGAUCUUAGACUGUGAUUUCAAAGACUGUAGAAUAUGCAAUGGUAUUUGACUAUAUAUGAGGCCAGCAGAACUUUCUGCACUAGCAAAGUAUACAAGCUUGUUGGUAUUACAUACACUGUUUGAUGUCACCAUUCAGAAAACUAAGGAGUAUACUUGUGCUCUUGAACCCAGUUUGGCUUUGUAGGCUGAAGGUGAGUUACAACUGGCUUGUGAGCAGAGCUGAUCAAUAGAAAAACCUAGCCUGAUCCAGAACACAUCAGAUGUUUGAGAAAAUCAGCGUAAGUCAUUGUGAUUCUCUCCAGCAGUAUAAUUGGGAUACUGUGUUGACGUAAUUAAGCCAGUUGAUGUGCGCCUGUUACACAAAAGGCCUUUUCCAGGUAAAAAAGGUAUUUUGACAGUCACCUCUCAACUGGCUUUAAUUAGGUCAUCACAGUGUAUUCUUACUUGUAUUACUUGACCAGGACAAAAGAAACAUUCGUUUAUGUACAUGUACAUGCAAUAUCAAAAUGCUUAAGGUUUUUAGUGAGAUAUUUAUGAUAGAUAUCAUGUUUUACACUAUUUACGAUAUAUUUUGGUAUUUGCAGUAGAUAUUUCUUUAUUUGUUGCCAAGAUUAUAUUUUUAUACAGAUUAUUGAUGUCACAUUUCUCUGUGGCGUGAGUGCCAGACAGUUACAAGUUGUUUUGGUACAUAUCUAUCUCACCAGCAAUGAAAAAACUAGAUGCGUGUAUUUUUCUACUGAAGUCAGUGUUUUGAUGAUGUAACACUGUCUCGCAACAGUAAGCAAUGCUCUGCCUACUAGCAUUGCUGAAAUCAUGUAACUGUGAUACCUGUUUAUCCACCUUAGCGAAAUUUUGGUCACUUUUGUGAUAACUACCCGAAGAAUGCGAUCCAGUUUUCUCCGUCCAUUUACAAAUUUCCUUAAUGUCAAAUUAUUUGAAAGUACACUUAUUUUUGUAGUUCAUAUAUUUCAUAUAUCUUUUUAGUAGUUUGUUCUGUGAUAAAAAUGUAGCUUUUGUAGAGAAGUAUGUUUAUGUCAUACUAGGGGCCUACAAGAGAUAUUAAGUUUGCAAAGAUAAACGGGUCUGCAUUAAGUGUUUCAGCUGGGCGCCAGGCCAUUUGGCCUCUUGUUGUUGUUUGUUCGUAAUGGAUUUAUUCAUCGAUGUACAUCCUGUUUAAUUUGUAUCAAAGAAGUUGUUGAAACACUCUUUGGCUCUAUGUGAAAACUGCAAUAAUAUUGUUAUAAUUUCUUUUUUGCAAUAAUUAAGUUAUAGGGCCUAAAUUGAUA
Messenger RNA from Lineus longissimus, 11064 nucleotides. RefSeq lists its product as uncharacterized. Lineage: Eukaryota; Metazoa; Nemertea; Pilidiophora; Heteronemertea; Lineidae. Gene Ontology annotation, biological process: signal transduction. Bases 112 to 9777 code for a protein of 3221 amino acids. The record is from RefSeq and is a predicted model, not a curated record. The transcript has 54 exons.